CUUUUGGAUUGUCAUCUUGAUGCGGCUCACCAACCUUGCAUUUUCUUCUUUUUUCAAAUCAAGUGAGAAAGAAAAAAAGUCUUGAGGAGGUCGGCUCAUAAAAUUCAUUUCUUCCGACAGUUGUUGAUUGAAAGACAAACCAAGCAAGCAAGACCUUGUUUGAUUUGUUGGACAUUUGGCGUUGAAGAAGGAAAGGCAUCACAUCACACAUCACAGACACAAAGCAUCUUGUGUCUUUUUAGUUUCAUUUCUUUUUAGUUUCAUUUCGUAAAAGAGCCAAAAUGGGAAAGAAAGACGCCGAAGAAGAAGAGGUCAAGGCCGCCACUCCUUGGCACGCCAUGGAGUUGUCUGCGGUCUACAAGGAGUUGGGAAAGGACGAUGGACUUCCCAAGUCUGGUUUGACCACUGCCGAGGCGGAAGAUCGUCUCGCUCAGUACGGUGAAAACAAGCUUUCCGAAAAGCGCAAGGUCACUCUGUUGGAGAGGAUCUGGAAACAAGUCGCCAAUGUGUUGGUCGGAAUCCUGGUCUUUGUCGCUGUGGUUUCGGCCAUUCGUGCUGCCACUGCCACUGAUGGAGACACCAUUCUUACCAACUGGAUUCAAGUCGGUUUGAUUCUCUUUGUCAUUACUGUCAACACCGCCAUUGGAAUCAUCCAGGAAGGUUCUGCCGAAAAGGCUGCCGAAGCUCUCAAGAAUAUGCUUUCCAGUGAUGCCAUUGUCAUUCGCGACGGCAAGGAAACCAAGGUCCCUGCGAAUCUGUUGGUCCCCGGAGAUGUCGUCAUGCUCGGUUUGGGAGAUCGUGUCCCUGCUGAUUUGCGCAUGGCCACCGUGGGACAGCUCGCCACUGCCGAAGCUGCCUUGACCGGUGAAUCCGUCCCCAUUGACAAGCAAACUAGCGCCAUUGAAGUCGAAGGUGAUCCCAUGGCAACCCCUCUCGGUGACCGCAAAAAUAUGUGCUUUAGUGCUACUUUGGUCGCCCAAGGAUCCGGAAUUGGUAUCAUUAUUGCCACUGGAGACGAAACGGAAAUUGGUACCAUCAACAAACUGGUCAGUCAAGUCGAGGAACAAAAGACCAAUGUCUUGGAACAAAUUGAUACCGUCUCCACAUGGUUGGCCGUCUUUAUCUGCAUCACUGCCGUCGCCACCUUUUUCACCGCCUGGAAAUUGUCAGGUCAAGAUCCCAUCGAAGCCCUCUCCACUUCCUUGGUGUGCGCUGUCGCCAUGAUUCCUGAAGGAUUGGAAGCCAUUGUCACCAUGACAUACGCUUGGGCUGUGUCCAAUAUGGCCAAGAACAAUGCUAUUAUCCGUGCCCUCCCAGCUGUCGAGACUUUGGGUUCCGUGACUGUGAUUUGUUCAGACAAGACUGGAACUUUGACACAAAAUAUCAUGUCUGUCGUUGCCUUGGUCACCGCCGGAAAGCGAUACCGAAACAACGUCAAUGCUUCCGAUCGUACUCCCACUAAUUUUGUCCGCGACGAAACCUACAUGGCGGAGCGUGCUGCUCAUGCCAAGUUCAAGCGUGCCCGUGCCGUCAUUGCUGGAGGUCCAAGUCAAGCUGGACAAACUGGAAAGCGCGGAAAUACGUUCCCCUUUGGUGUCACUCAAGGAUUUGGUGCAACCGAGCACGGUGCUGGAACUGGAAACCCUACCGAUGAUCCGGAUUACGCCAAUGCUCCCGCUGACGCGCCCGCCGGUGGCGAAUCUCCUUCGGCAACGGAACUGCGUCAAGCUCUUUGUGGUGGUGUCUUGUGCUCCAAGUGUGUCUUGGGUGAAGGAGGUAGCCGUCAAGGAGAAAUUGGAAAUCCUACUGAAUUGUCCAUUCUCCGUGCCAGUUACUUUGGUGAUGUCAAUGUCGCUGAGAUGAAGGCUGCUGCUCCCAUUAUUGCUGAGGUUCCGUUCAGUUCCGAGUACAAGUUCAUGGCUACCGUGCACGAACCUUCUCUCGAAAAUGAUGGCGCUGAUAACAUGGAUGCUCUUGUGGUUCACGUCAAGGGAGCUCCUGACAGGAUGGUUGCCAUGUGCAAGUACCAAGCCAAAGAAGGAAAGCUUGAUAAGGCCAGCGAGGAACCCAUCCGAAGAGAAUUCUGGAUUGAACAGAUUGCUGUGCUCAGUUCCCAUGGUCUCCGUGUGCUUGCUCUUUGCCGUGGUAAAGUCCCCAAGGGCUCUGUGACCGAAGGACAACAGCUUGGAGCUGACUUUGUUCGCGAAAAGGGGGAGUGGCUUACUUUGGUUGGACUUUGCGCUAUCAUGGACCCCCCUCGUCCCGAGUGUGUCCAAGCUGUUUCUGAGGCAAAAUGUGCUGGAGUCCGUAUUUGUAUGAUUACUGGUGACCACAGGGACACUGCUUUGGCUAUUGGAGGACAACUUGGUUUGACCGAUGAAGAACACUCGGAGGCUAUCACUGGUCCUGAACUUGAUGCCAUGAGUGAUGAAGAAUUGAAGGUUGCCACCAAGAAGUACAAUGUCUUUGCUCGUGCCUCUCCUCAAAACAAGAUUCGUAUCGUCAAGGCCUUGCAAGAUCAAGGAGAUAUUUGCGGAAUGACUGGUGAUGGUGUCAACGACGCUCCAGCCCUCAAGGCCGCCAACAUGGGAGUUGCUAUGGGUAAAGAAGGAACUGAUGUCGCUCGUGAGGCUUCUGAUAUGAUUUUGGCGGAUGAUAACUUUGCCACAAUCAUUACUGCUGUUCGCGAGGGUCGUGUGGUGUGGGAUGAUCUGCGAAAGGUGCUUCUUGUCAACACUCCCAUCAAUAAUGCUCAAGGAAUGUCUGUCCUGUUCGGCAUGCUCUGUGGUCUUAAAGACACUCCCCUUUCCUCUAUCCAAGUGCUCUACUGUAACUUGAUCUGUGCAGUGACUCUUGGAUUUGUCACUGCUGUCGAGCCUGCUGAAGACGGAAUCAUGAACUUGCCUCCCCGUCGCCUUGGAAAGAGGUUGAUUGGACGCUUCUUGUUCCUUCGCAUUGUUUUGGGAACUGUUACGCUUGUCGCUACUACCGUCGGCUCUGUGUUCAUCCUCAAGGAUUUCAAGAAUCCAGAUGGAAGUGAGGAGUACGAGUUGCCAAGACAACGAGCUCAGGCUUUGAAUACUCUCUCCUUCGGUGCCAUGUCCAUCACCCUCAGCGCCCGAUUUGCCUACAACAGCUCCUUGCAUCCUCGUAUCUUGACCGGAAAUCCGAUCUGUUGGUGGUCUAUCGGCAUCAUGGCAGCCCUCCAGGUCUUCAUCACCUACACUCCUGGACUCAACAUGACUAUUUUCAGUAUGGAAGGAAUGGAUGGUAUCCAGUGGGCUAUUGUCGUUGGUUUCAUGGUCCUUGUCUUGUUUGUCAUGGAAGCUGAGAAGUCUCUCCGACGUUACCUUGCCAGUUUGGGUGAAGAUACUGAUGACCGUGAAUACGGUUACUUUGACGAGGCUCCUGGUGAGCCCGAAGAGCGCGAGCUCCCUGCUGAAGUUCAAAACUUUGGACAUGACGAACUCCGAAAGUAGAUUUGUUGUCAGUAUCAUCAAGAUGUGGCAGUUAUCAAUUUUUCUGCUGCUUCCCGCCAUAUCUACUGGCGCCUAUGUGUUUCUAUGCUACUGUUGACCAAGUGAAGAGUUGUUCCUUGGGUCCAUUUAAUUUUCUUAUAACGAAAUCGUUUUUGACACUUCAGGGGACCAGUUUGUUGCUGAUCUAGCUUGCUAGAAGCACUCUUCGAGUAAACUGUCUGUUCCGAAUACAUAGAGUUCAUGUCGUCGACGAACGAACAGCUCCUUCAGUUGCUGCUGCGCAGGAAUGGUUGCUACCUGGUAGCAUUGCUUUAUCCCCCCGAGCCCCAAAGAUGCAAAUGCCUUUGGCUGCUGGCGAGUGAUAGCUUCUCGCUUCAGCAUUGACCACGCUGUCUCAUUGCUAUGGGGGGGUAAAAUGUUGUGAGCGCUGCGUUGUCAUAAGGUGCACGUUGCUUCGAGGGCUGCAAGCACAGUAGUAGUAGCUGCUGUCCAAUGCCACCAGCUAGUUACUGGGCUUGUCGCUAAGAAGACAGGCAAGGCAGCAAAGCACCGCGCAAGGCAAGCACAAAGAUCAGCCCACUUUUGCCGUGGCAUCACUCAUAUCAUUCCUUACCCUUCCUGAAGCAAUUUUUGUACGCUGACUUCCGUCUUCAAUCGUUGUGGUUUUCUUUGUGCUGCCCACGAGCGCAAGAACGAUUCAAUCAGCCAGCCUGUUGUAAGUUGCCCACCAUGGCUACGGCUGAGCCAACAAGGAACUUGACCAGCGCCAGAAUGCUGUCUAGUAGAGAUAAGACGACGAAAACUCUGCAUACAUUAUAAUACAUGCUGCUACAGACGAUUGGGUA
Seminavis robusta is the source of this 4324-nucleotide messenger RNA. The record is from the annotation of a GenBank genome assembly. NCBI's taxonomy places the organism in Eukaryota, Bacillariophyta, Bacillariophyceae, Naviculales, Naviculaceae.